This is a messenger RNA of Calidris pugnax (ruff), 2212 nucleotides long. RefSeq names its product deafness, autosomal dominant 5 (gene GSDME). Gene Ontology annotation, cellular component: cytoplasm. The transcript is spliced from 13 exons. The record is from RefSeq and is a predicted model, not a curated record. NCBI's taxonomy places the organism in Eukaryota, Metazoa, Chordata, Aves, Charadriiformes, Scolopacidae. Gene Ontology annotation, biological process: programmed cell death.
CUCCCCGCACAGCCCGGGCACCCGGGCGGGGCUUGAGCUCCCCUCGCCUCGCCAUGGCGCCGGCAAGAAGCCCUCAGUCCCUUCAGGGCUUCCACCGGGCUCCUCGCUGAGCUUCGCCCUCGGCUACCUGGCCUCGGGGCGCGGCGCGGCUCGACACACCCCCGCGGGCGGAGCUCGCCGCAUCCUCGGGGAUCGCCGGGAAAGCCGUACAGCUGCACCAGCAAAUAUGCUCCCUGCAGAGACAUUCCCAGCACAGCCAAGUGUGGGAGACCCUGACGUUGUUGCUUUGAGGCUGAAGACAGUCCCAUCUCUGCUGCUUGGUGCUGUUGGGAAACACUCUUUACUUGCUUACAUAGAGAACUAAGAGAAGGCUAUAGGGAUUUCAUGAGAAGGUAGAUACUUCAACAUGAAUUGGUAAAUGUAAUGUAAAAUAUUAUCUGAAAUGGGAUUUGAGAAAAGCUAAUGGAAAGGCUUUAAUUGAUUCCCCAAGAUGUUUGCAAAAGCAACAAAGAAUUUUGUGAGAGAAACUGACAGCGGAGGUGACCUGAUCCCUGUCUCCCACCUGAACGCCUCAGACAAACUGCAGCUUCUGAGCUUAGUCACAAAGAGGAGGAAAUUCUGGUGCUGGCAGAAGCCAAAGUAUCAUUUCUUGACAGUCACCCUGAGUGAUGUGCUCACUGAAGACAAACCGAUAAAACCAGUAAUUGUGGAGUCUGACUUUGCAAAAUACAUGGGGAAGUUUGAAGAUUUUGUUCAAGGAAGUAUUGGAACUUCAUUUGGAAACAUCAGCCUGGGAGCUGGAGGGAAGAGCUAUGUGGAAAACCAGUCCUCGUUUGGAAACCUGAGGAAGCAGGAGAUUGACUUGCAGCAGCUUAUGAAAGACGUCAAGGACAGAACAAUAAAUCUAAACAGUCGUUUACUGCAGCAAGUAAUAGAAAGAAAACAUGAAGUGCUGUGCAUCUUGAAAGAAAAGAUAAUAACGACUCAGAAGUGUACGAUAUCUGAACAUAUCCAGAUAGAAGAAAAAAUCAGCGGCGUGAUUGGAUGCGGUAGAAAAACAGUAAAGGUAUCAGUGAGUGAAAAUGGAAGCAUGAUGAAGGAUUCUAGUGUGAUCCUUGAAAUUCCUCCUGCAACCACUAUCGCCUACGGUGUAAUUGAACUGUUUAUAAAGCACAAUGGCCAGUUUGAAUUCUGCCUGCUAGAUGAACAGCAAGGAGGUUUUGAAAAAGAAAGCAGUGAAGACUCGAGUUAUCCCCAUUCAACACUAUUCAGGGAUGCUUCCUUUCUCUAUCAGCCAGAUGCUGUUGAUAAUGAGAUGUACUCUGGGGCUGAAAACCCCCUUCCCAGCGGUGCUUCUUUAAGUGUAUUGAAACAAGAUCUGUCACGGUUGAAGACUCAGUUCCAGCCCUUUGUGAAGCUGCCAGAAGACAAGCAAAGAGCUUUAUAUAAAACCCUCUGUGAACUCUUGCUCCAUGAAGAAAUGGUCACUGCCCUGGAGGACGUGUUAGAUGAUAUCUGCACAGGAGACAAGCCAGAUCUGGAGGAGUUAAAACCCGCGCAACAGCGAGACCUCAUUGACUUCUUGCAGCUCUUAGGAUGCAGUUCACAGAGCGAGCUGUUGUUGCAGAAAUGUCACCCUCAGGAUGAAGAGCUCUUCUCAGCUGCUCACCUCCUCAUCGGAGCUAUCUCGGAGCUGUCUGAUUACACUCUUGUCCUGCUGCGUGCCUGCUGUGAUCUUCAGGUUGUUCCGGCGUUGUGUUGUUUGCCUAAGGUCGCUUCAGCCGAUGGCAGCGUGGCCCUGAGCAGUCCUUUGGUGGCACCUCUCGCUGACAGAGGAAGAUUUGAUGUCGUGCAAAAGCUGUUUGCCUCGUCAAGCAUUAAUUUGGAACUGACGGAGUCUUCUGUAAAAGCUGUAACUAUGAACGAGCCGAGGUUCUUCCCCCUUGUUCUGUAUGUUGCAUUGUAUGGAUUUCACGCUUUGGGUGGGAACGUAUAGGAUCUUUGUCGAGCACCCGACUGCACCCCGUUACCUCACGUACCAGCACCCCGUUACCUCGCGUACCGGCUCCCCAAGGCCAGCACCUUUGGGUGCUCCCAGGAACGGUACCAAUCGCUGUAUUUCCAGAGACACGUAGGAGGGAACCCACACAACAGUCGUCUACAUCAAGAGACACCAAGACUUUGUGAAACAUCAAGAAUGCAUCAACUUUAA